Apaloderma vittatum (bar-tailed trogon) is the source of this 921-nucleotide messenger RNA. RefSeq names its product chordin (gene CHRD). The record is from RefSeq and is a predicted model, not a curated record. The annotation marks the transcript as partial. NCBI's taxonomy places the organism in Eukaryota, Metazoa, Chordata, Aves, Trogoniformes, Trogonidae. The transcript is spliced from 8 exons.
AUGGCCUCCUCCUGUGCCCACCCCGUGGCAGCCUUGCCAGGCCCCCAUGAGAAGAGCCCUGCGCCGCCCUUCGACACCUUCGAGUAUUUCCAGGACAAGGAGGAUGACCUGGACAAGCCCUACAAUGACCGCUCGUACCUCAGCUCCGAGGGGCUGGCCCGCGAUGACGCCCGCACAGAGUUUGUGGCAUUGCUGACGAGUGGCCCGGAGCCAUGGCACCCCAGGUCCAGCGCGGUGGCCAAGGCUCGCUUCACCCUCCUGCGGUCCUACCUGCUCUUCUCCAUCAGCUACGAGCGGCUGGGUCGGCCAAGCCGGGUGCGUUUCAGUGACCCUGAGGGCAACGUGCUGUUCGAACACCCCGUGCAGAAGAGCGCUGCCCCUGAGGACGGCAUGUGGGUGCUCACCAUGGUGGGUGCCCUUCAUGCCCCUUUCCCCCCGCCACACACAGAGACCUUUGGUGCCAUCCUGACCUCGUCGGACCCCAUGCACCUGGGUGCUGGGGGCAUGGCCAUGCUGACACUGAGCGACACUGAGAACAACCUGCACUUCAUCCUCAUGGCACGGGGGCUGCUGGAGCCUGGAGCUGGGGAAUCUUCCUGGGUCCCACUGCGGGUCUGCAUCCUGCACGAGGGCCAGACGCUGCGGGAGAUCCGCGCCAACAUCACUGCAGAGGAUCCUGACUUCGCAGAGGGGCUGGCCAUCCAAAGUGUGCUGUGCGGAGCAGACGCCUUGCUGCCGACCAAGACAGGGGCCGUGGGCUCGGCCAAGCUGGCACUGCAUGAGAACGGCACGCUAGAGUACCAGGUGCAGGUGGUGGGCACUGCCAGCGAGGUGGUGGGCAUCACGUUGGAGACCAAACCCCGGCGGAAGAGCAAGAGGAACAUUCUGUUUGACAUGACACCCAGCUACAAGGAUGGGCUG